Fusarium tjaetaba is the source of this 315-nucleotide messenger RNA. RefSeq lists its product as uncharacterized. NCBI's taxonomy places the organism in Eukaryota, Fungi, Ascomycota, Sordariomycetes, Hypocreales, Nectriaceae. The coding region runs from base 1 to 315 and encodes 104 amino acids. The record is from RefSeq and is a predicted model, not a curated record. The transcript has a single exon.
AUGUUCUCCAUGCUGGUGAAGAAAGUAACCGCCCUUAUCAAGGGCCCCGCCGAUGAAGAAAAGGAGCCGGAACAGAAGGAGCCCGUGGUCAUCCAGCCUGAGGAUGCCGUCGAGCCUUGGGAGCUCAUCCCCACUGUGAAGGACGAUCCAUGGAGCGUCGUUGUGAAGUCUCGCAACGUCCUCAGCGAGUUCGAUGACAGCGGCGCCAACCGCCAAACCCCCUACGAGCGUACAUACCAAUAUGAGCUCGACCGACGGGUUGUAGAGGCUGACCGCCUCGCCAUGCGCGAGUCCAAGAAGCGAGCAUCCAAGUAG